AUGCUUGGUGUUGGCUGUGCAAUUGUUGCUUCUGAAAUGUGCGCUUCGUUUAAUGACAAUGGAUAGAGUGAUGACUGGAUCAAUGUCAUGGAAAUCAUUUUGCUGAAUAUCAUUGGUAGCAAGUUACUAUACAUAAGUUGGAUGAGAUAAAAGUUAGUUUAUUCAGAACUAGAUAAUAUCUUUAAUACUGGCAUAUUCAAAUGGAUGAUUUUCGAAAUUUUAUCUAUGGCUAUUUAACCUUAUCCAUCAUUACACAAUGAAAUUUACUAUGAAGAAGCAAAUGAUUUUAGUAUUGGUAUUGGAUUCUAAUGGAAUGACUUCUUGCUUUGUUUAAUGAUGUUUGUCAGAUUGAUCUACGUAUUCAAAGUUGCCCUAAACAACUCAUUUUACACUGAUCCUCGUGCUUAGAGAGUCUGUAAUAUUUAUGGAACCGAUGCAAACUAUAUAUUUGCUCUUAAAUGCAUCAUGAAAAACAGUUCUUGGAUUAUUCUAACAAGUACAAUGCCUGUUACUUUGAUUACCUUCAGUUACCAACUUAGAAUAUUUGAGAGACAUGUCAACCCAGCUUCAUUUUAACAUAUCACCACUGCUAUGUGGAAUAUGAUGAUUACUAUGCUCACUAUUGGUUAUGGUGAUGUGUAUCCAAAAUCUCAUAUGGGAAGACUUAUUGGUAUCGUUAUUGCCUCUUGGGGUGCUUUUUAUGUAUCACUUUUCGUUGUCGCCUUGAAUAAUAUUCUAGAGUUUGAUUCCCCAGAGAAAAAAGCAUUCAUGCUUUUAGCUAGACUAUUAUACAAGGAAGAUCUUAGAUUAGAAGCUGCAAAGUGUCUUGGAGCAGCCUAUAGAUUGAAAUUAGCAAGACGCAAAGAACCUGAAGAAAGAGAUGAACAAGAAAUUAUUGCAUAGCAAAGAAACUAUAGAACACAUAUGCAAGAGUUCCAAAAAGUGUCAACCUAAAUCAGAAAUAUCAAUGAUAGAGAUGCUGAUUUUGAGACUCUUAAGAACUCUAUAGAUAUGAUAGUAGAUGAUGUAAGUACAAUCAGAAUGGCUAUGCUCUACAUUUACUAUGAUACUAGAAAGAUAAAGAGAAAGAUUGGUAGAAAAAGUACCAUGAAGAGAAAGUCUGAUAAGCCUAAGAAAGAUGUGUGA
Molecule: messenger RNA, 1146 nt
Organism: Stylonychia lemnae
Lineage: Eukaryota; Ciliophora; Spirotrichea; Sporadotrichida; Oxytrichidae
Source: the annotation of a GenBank genome assembly